Molecule: messenger RNA, 1204 nt
Organism: Chelonus insularis
Lineage: Eukaryota; Metazoa; Arthropoda; Insecta; Hymenoptera; Braconidae
Gene: ATPsynC
Product: ATP synthase, subunit C
Exons: 5
Coding region: 158-574 (138 amino acids)
Biological process (GO): proton motive force-driven ATP synthesis; proton transmembrane transport
Molecular function (GO): proton transmembrane transporter activity
Source: RefSeq, a predicted model, not a curated record
CGUUCACGACGGGAUCAUCGAUUGGUUGAGACGCAGUUCAUUCGUUCCAUCGGUUACUCACCAAUUCAACAUUCCGAACGCCGGGUUGCAACUCCUCUUCUUCGACACUGUUCUUUGGCAUUUGAGUCGGUAGACCUCACAAAAAAAACUUAACAAAAUGUUCGCCUGUACUCGAUUCAUCGCUCCAGUUGCCAGAUCUGCUUUGGUUGGCAGUAGCAGGAAUUACAUUCGUCCUCUUAGCAGUGCUGUGAUCAACCAAAGUCAAUCCUUACAGGAGAGUCAAAAACAGACUCCAGUCAGUUUGUCCCCCAUAGUUCGCAGCUUCCAGACUUCCACGAUCAGUCGUGACAUCGAUUCAGCUGCCAAAUUUAUUGGCGCUGGCGCUGCAACAGUUGGAGUAGCUGGAUCCGGUGCCGGAAUUGGAUCUGUGUUUGGAUCAUUGAUUAUUGGAUAUGCAAGAAAUCCAUCAUUGAAACAGCAAUUGUUCUCAUACGCCAUCUUAGGUUUUGCCCUGUCUGAAGCCAUGGGUCUCUUCUGUCUUAUGAUGGCUUUCUUACUUCUAUUCGCCUUCUAAGCCACAAAUCCUCCAUAACGAAUUACCAAUAGUUUUAGUGCGUCACUGCCAAGGCAGCUUCAUCUGGCUUGAAAUAAUAGUAAGAAGAAAGCUGUCUAUGGUUCACGGGAGCCCAUGAAAUUAUUAAGGAUGCCGAUGACUCUUGGCACUGGUUGGAGCGCGACGGUGCGACAGUUUAAUAUGUAACAUAACAAAAUACGGGGCUGUAAACAGAUAAAUUAUGUUAAAUAAUAACAUCGUCAUAAAUCCCAUCCAGUGGCUCAUAAUUAUUUCAUGGCCUACCGACUCAUGUAGCGUAACUCACAUUGUUAUAAAGUAAUUGAACUUCAAUGUAAUGAAAAAUCGAAUAGAGGAUUAUUGAAAAAUGUUAUCAUCAGCCUCACAAAAUGCAUAGUCCAUUCAAUGUGCAAAUGCACGUGCGCGCCCAAACUAUUUCAAUUAUAAUCUAUUUGAAAAUAUAAUUUCACUUAUGCGUUGUACGGUUCUCGUGACAAUUAAUGAAAUAAAAUACAGUUCAUUUGUUAUUUGAAACGAUUCAUCAUUGUUAAAUCGUCGGUAUGCAUGUUUGCAGUAACUGCAAAGAACAUGUACAGUAAUGUCGAAUAAACAUCCAUGUCGUGCGAUAAACAA